This is a messenger RNA of Nicotiana tabacum (common tobacco), 1048 nucleotides long. NCBI's taxonomy places the organism in Eukaryota, Viridiplantae, Streptophyta, Magnoliopsida, Solanales, Solanaceae. The record is from RefSeq and is a predicted model, not a curated record.
UAAGCUAAGAGUUUGUUUAAGAGAAAAAAGUGUCGGCAGGUUUCAGUUUCAAGAGUCAUAGAUGGAGACAACAAAGAAGUGAUAGUACAAUUUAAUGCCAAGUUUCAAUUUUUGGCGUUAAGCUUCAAAGAAAUCAAUACUAGAGUUACUACAAUACAAUCAAAGACUUCCAUAAAUGGGGAACCACCAUCCCCGUUACAAACACCACCAUCACCAUCAACAAGGCCCCCCAUUUCCUGUGCCUCCAGUACCCACAGCUCAAUCCCAGAACACAGUGAGUACUCAAAUGGAUUUGGUUUUGCCUUAUGGUCAAGUUGACUCUAGCUUGCGUGCUCUAGCUGGUCAAGCUGAGGGCUUUGGCGGUUCUUCCAUUGGUGGUCGUGAUGGUCAUAUUUAUCAAGUUAUUAAUCUCAAUGAUGAUGGGCCAGGAUCACUUCGAGAUGGAUGUCGUAAAAAAGAACCUCUAUGGAUCGUCUUUGAAGUUUCAGGGACGAUUGAACUCCGAUCUUAUUUGAGUGUGUCGUCUUACAAAACUAUUGAUGGGCGAGGCCAAAGAAUCAAAAUCACAGGGAAAGGUUUGAGGUUGAAAGAAUGUGAACAUGUGAUCAUCUGCAAUAUAGAGUUUGAGGGAGGCAGAGGACCCGAUGUUGACGCCAUUCAGAUUAAACCAAAGUCGAGGCAUAUUUGGAUAGAUCGUUGUAGCCUUAGUGACUAUGACGAUGGUUUAAUUGACAUCACAAGGGAGAGCACAGAUAUUACUGUUUCUAGGUGUCACUUUUCAAAGCAUGAUAAGACCAUGCUUAUUGGAGCAGAUCCUUCUAAUUGUACCGACAGAUGUAUGCGGGUCACCAUUCACCACUGCUUUUUUGAUGGAACUAGACAGCGGCAUCCUCGUGUUAGAUUUGGCAAAGUACAUUUGUACAACAACUACACCAGGAACUGGGGAAUUUAUGCUGUUUGCGCAAGUGUAGAAUCACAGAUAUAUUCCCAGUGCAACAUAUAUGAAGCUGGACAAAAAAAGGUGGCCUUUAAAUAUCUCACAGAGAAG